This is a messenger RNA of Oryza sativa Japonica Group (Japanese rice), 710 nucleotides long. NCBI's taxonomy places the organism in Eukaryota, Viridiplantae, Streptophyta, Magnoliopsida, Poales, Poaceae. The record is from RefSeq and is a predicted model, not a curated record.
AAGGGAAGUCAUCUUUGUUCCACACCAAUUACACUCAAGAAAAACAGCGCUAAUGGCCCAGAACAAGACCAUUGCGGUGGCCCUGCUCCUUGCCACCCUUGUGGCGGUCAUGGGAAAGGAGCCAGAGACGCUAGAGGAGGCAGUGAGAGCUGGGUGCAAAGAGGAAUGCAGUGAGCAGAAAAAGAAAGCCCCCAUCGACGAGAAACAAUGUGAAGACUUCUGCUUCAUCAAGACCAAGUCUAUAUUUGAGGCCCAUAAGGGAGUGAAGGAUCUAAAGGCGGAUAGAUUCAUAGAUUUUUGCAACAAUGAGUGUAAUGCAGUAUAUAAGGAGGAUCCCGCCACAAGCAAGAAGUGUGCAGAAAGUUGCGAAGCUGAUGCUAAGGAGGCCGAGGUAUUCCUUGAUAAAGUCGUCGCUUAUAUUCAAACAACGAAACAAGCAUGAUUAUAUUAUGUAGUACCUCCCCAUCUGUUCCUUCAUCAUGACCGAGCGACGACAUUAUUAAUGGUUCUCACCCAACGGCCAGCCCUGCAUUACAUUGUCAUGUUUAUUCCUUUUACCUUUUAAGUUGUUUCCUUUUGUUGAAGUUUAUAACUUCCGAGUGAUUGAUUUGGUAUGUCGUUCUUCCCAAUAUUACGGGAGACAUAUGUAAUAAUAUUUCAAUUGAUGAUUAAAUAAAUCUAGAGGUGUUUGGGCUUUUAGCACUGAUUAA